Seminavis robusta is the source of this 3443-nucleotide messenger RNA. Lineage: Eukaryota; Bacillariophyta; Bacillariophyceae; Naviculales; Naviculaceae. The record is from the annotation of a GenBank genome assembly.
AGGAUUUCUGGAAAAUAUGCAUUCUACGAAUCGCUGCUGUGCUGCACCGCCGCAACACUGCUCGUGACUGCUCUGGUAUCGAAAGUCUCUUCCGUCUUCACCACCUUUUACGGGCAUCCAGCCUUAAUUCACUGGCACGUUGCCCGCUCGAAGCCGCAAAUAAUGGGGUUCACCACCUGGUUGAGAGCUCACCGAUGCUAACGGUAUCGGCAGGUCGGCAGCAGCUUCGGAGACCGUUCAAAUUUGCAUCCAAUUCGUCGAGAUUCGAGCUGGACUACAAGGCAAACUGGCAAGCUGCACAAAUCUAAGGUCAGCUCAACAUGAAGGACGUUUCAUUAGACAACACCCAGCCUCUAGUUAGCGACGACCUGAGAAGCCGCAAUGAGGUUGAUGUGGACGAGUUGGAAGCCUUGUAUGUGUCUACCGGUAUGGGUGAAACGACAGUGAAUGAAAACAUACCGGUAAGCCAAAAUGCCUCCAUCAAGGAGCCGGAUAGGAAGAUGGUAGCCAACGCAAACAAGUCGGAGCUUCGCGAGUCUGACAUCAAACGACGAGAGAAAGCGGUUUCUAUUGUUUUGACGGCGGAUGAUGUGAGUGUCAAUUCUCCCUCUUCGGUGCUCCGAGACUCUGAUGUCAAGCGAAGAGAGAAAGCGGUCUCUGUUGUUUUGACGGCAGACGAGAUUGGUUGUCCGGGUGGGCGGGUGAAGGAUCCGACCAAGGCUGUCAAUAGAGGUUCCAGAUUGGCACUUGAUUCCAAGCAGGACGAUUGGGAAAAGGCAGACACCCAAGCGAGGAGCAGCGGUGUGAAGAGUACACAAUCACCAAGCGCAGAGACAAUGUCGAAACGCAGAGCUGCAAGAGAUGAACAGGUAAUAGGUGAAUGCAACCUAGUCGGAGUGGAUAAAGCAAGUGAUCUGGAUAUGCUGAAGCUAGAAGAACAGCGAUCCCAAUUGCCAACGACACCAAGUAACGGCAAUACAACCUUUGCAGACGCCAAAGAAGAGAUGAGCGGGACAGUGGAACCCGUGACAUCUAUCGAUGUGGACGACCAGCCUGUAGAACGUGCUACUGCGGCGGCUGAGGCAAUCAGUCAAGCAAGCCGCCCAGGAGCUUAUUCAGGAGCUCCCGGAGUCCCCUUGGCUAGAAACGACAGUCUCAGGGUAUCACAGCUGGGAGUGGAGGAUCCCUGCCAAGUCUUGACAUUGUCCUACAGUCAAGGCUUGAACCAUUCAAACACCAUAGUGGACAAUGCAACAACAGAAGAUGUGGCAGGUCUGAUGGUGGCACAGCCAAUAGAAGAGAAUAGUAAGAGUGACUUGGCCAAUGCAGAACUUCUGGGUGAUUCAGACCAUAUUAGUCGAGAAUCGAUGAGGUUGGAGGCUGAGAAGCAAACAACUGCCAUCCUGGCAACCCUCAAAUGGGUUGCAUGCGGUGCUUUAGUGAUCACAGUCGUGGUUCUAUUGCUGGUUCUGGUCCUGAAGAAGAACGACGAUGAUGAUUCCAGUGGGAAUUCAAUGGAUUUGAACGCUAGCAAAACAAGUACCCCAUCUGCAUCCCCCACAAUCUCCUUGGAUGCUUACAUUCUGGACCUGCUUCCCGACUUUUCUAAAGAGGCUAUUCAAGAUGCCACUUCGCCUCAAUCAAUGGCAUUUCAAUGGCUUUUGAGCGAUCCAAAUCUCUUCAUGCCAACAGUCUAUUCAGAAUGGCGUAUUGGGCAAAGGUUUUCGCUAGCCACAAUUUACUAUGCCACAAAUGGCCACAAUUGGUUUGACAAUACUUUCUGGAUGAGUUAUGAUGAGCAUGAGUGUGACUGGCAUUCAAAGCAAGCACUUGAGUAUGUCUGUCUGAAGUGUGAGGACGCCGAAUUUCUCAAUUUCACCAACCCCUGUGGACCUGGCUUCAACUCAAGUGAUCCUAGUAUUGCAGAAGGCAGGUACCAGGAGCUCCGACUCAGCAACAAUGGCCUAAUUGGAAUUCUUCCUGAAGAGCUCUAUAUGCUAACUGAGCUUACACUGAUCCAAUUGCUGAACAACAACCUGGGUGGGACCAUAUCCUCACGUCUAGGAGAAAUGCUUGAUUUGGAGCGCUUUGAUUUGAGCUCCAAUGAGCUCUCUGGAAAUAUUCCAGCAGAAGUCGCACAGUUGACUUCAUUGGAUGAGUUUGCAGUUUUCCGGAAUUCCCUUACUGGUACACUCCCCAAGGAGCUUUUCCGUACAAACAUAUCAGCUCUCCUAAUGGAAGAGAAUGCCUUCUCGGGAAGCAUCCCAUCAGAGAUUGGGUUGAUGAGAAAUGCCGAACUCGUUUACCUGGACUAUACAAGCUUGACCGGGGCUGUUCCUUCUGAAAUUGGCCUCCUUACCGAGUUGAAAGAAUUGCAUUUGUAUGCCAACAUGAUAUCAAGUUCCAUCCCAACUGAAGUAGGGCUGAUGCACAGCCUCUAUGAUUUGGACUGGAGUGAAAAUGUGAUGGAUUCAACAAUCCCUACAGAAUUGGGUGAACUCUCUGUCAACCUUGAGAUUAUUUACCUGUACUACAAUUUUUUCACAGGAACAAUUCCCUCUGAAGCAGGGCACAUCUCCAUGCUGUGGUUGUUUGAUCUAGAGGGCAAUGAAAUGACAGGAACACUACCUACAGAGAUUGGAGAUUUGUCAGUAUUGGAAGAUUUGUACUUGCAGGAUAAUUACUUCACCGGUCAGAUCCCCAGUGAACUAGGCUUGGUUGAGGGUCUAUGGAAAUUAUUUCUGCAUGGCAACAUGCUGACUGGCACAAUGCCCUCUGAGCUGGGUUUGCUGUGGAAUGUAUCUGAGAUAUCUUUUCGCAGCAAUCAACUCUUUGGUCCAAUCCCAGGCGAAUUUGGAAAUAUGACGUUUACCAUUGAACUUGACCUUGGGAUGAACCAGCUGAAUUCAACAAUCCCAGCAGAGCUUGGCAACAUGCUUGAAUUGUCCAGAUUGAAGUUAGACUCAAAUUUUCUCACAGGAGAGGUGCCAUCUGAGCUUCCUUUGUUGCCCUGGCUGGAGGUUCUAUGGCUACAGGACAACGAUUUAUCUGGGAGUCUCCCUUUAAGCUUUGAGCUCCUGGCUUUCAAUCUAUCGGACUUCAAUAUCACCAACAAUGUCCUGUUGUCAGGAGUUGUCCCAGAGGAGCUUUGUUCCAUUGACUCCUUGUCCUUUGAUUGCACAAGCUUGCUUUGUGGGUGCGACUUGUGUGCUUGCAUGGACUUCAAUGGACCUAACACUACCAAUGCCAGCAGAUCCAACUGGACGUUCUCAUCCGUGCAGAACUCUGGUGGAAACGGGACCAAACAGCUGGGCCAACACCAUGGACAGUCUCCAUGAGACUCAACAUAGCAAUAACACCAAUCCUAAAGGCCGAGUAAAAUGGAUUUGAAUGAGUGCCAUGGCACCCUCUGGAUUGGCAGAUAUUUGGACUAGUUUCUUUCG